CCCCACCUCCAAGGGAAGUGACCACAGUCACACAGAGAGACCGAGUUCACAAUCAAAGCCGGAAGGAGGCAGGUGAGAUAUCCGCGUUUUUUUCCAGAGGGAAAAUCUACACGUACGGGAAGAAAUAAAAGCAGCAACUUUAACAAAGAGUGGACCACAUCUGACCGGCAGGUAGUUUCAUAAAGAACGUGGACCGCGGCAGAAGGAGAGGCACGAGAGCUCAAGCACGAGUACGACUUCCCAUUAGCGGAGCAUCUUGUGACUUUUAAAUUUUUUGAAACAUUUUAUUUAUUUUUUGCCCAAGAGAAGAGGAAGAGAGUCGUCACAAAGCCGGUGGAGCCGGUGUGUGUGUGUGUGUGUGUUUUUCUUCUUCUCCACUUCUCCCUCCGGCAUUGACGGCUUUUUGAACAAAGAACCAGUCGAGAAGACAACUGUAAAUAAAAGAGAACGAGGCACACAGCCCGAAGGAAAGUAAUUAUCUGUUACACUCUUGAGUGUCUUGAAACACAGCCAGUGGGGGUUGUGGACUCUAUUCUUGAGACAGCUAACACACACACACACACACACACACACACACACACACACACGCCCCCCCCCAGAGAACGAGUUCUGGUUGUCGAGCGGUUUUCUUUUCCGACCGCGGUGGAGGAAAGCCGGCAUGGAUGUUGGUUUCUCUGUGCGCUCGGAGGCAGUUGGAGCCAUGAGGACGGCGCUGAACUCCGCCGAGAACUUACAGCUCACUCUGAAGACCGGGCUCAGUCAGGAAGAGAAGGCCCUCACACACGCCGAGCGUAGCCCCGAGGAGACACGCAAAGCCGGGAAUGAAGACCUCAAAGAGAUGUUGGAGAGCAACAAGGAGUCGCUCAAACUGGAGGCCAUGAAACGGGUUGUUGGGCUGAUUGCCAAAGGGAAAAAUGCAUCCGAGCUGUUUCCCGCUGUCGUGAAGAACGUGGCGAGUAAGAACAUCGAGCUAAAGAAGCUUGUGUAUGUGUACCUGGUGAGGUACGCUGAAGAGCAGCAGGACCUGGCGUUGCUGUCCAUCAGCACCUUCCAGCGGGCCCUCAAGGAGCCGAACCAGUUCAUCCGGGCCAGCGCACUGAGGGUUUUGUCCAGCAUCCGGGUCUCCAUCAUCGUCCCCAUCAUGAUGCUGGCCAUCAAGGAGGCGUCGGCCGACAUGUCCCCAUAUGUCAGGAAGACGGCGGCCCACGCCAUCCAGAAGCUCUACAGCCUGGAUCCAGACCAGAAAGAGCAGCUGAUCGAAGUGAUCGAGAAACUCCUGAAAGACAAAAGCACCCUGGUGGCCGGCAGCGUGGUGGUGGCGUUUGACGAGGUGUGUCCGGACCGCAUCGACCUCAUCCAUAAGAACUACAGAAAGCUGUGCAACCUGUUGGUGGACGUGGAGGAGUGGGGCCAGGUGGUCAUCAUCUCCAUGCUGACGCGCUACGCCAGGACACAGUUCACCAGCCCCUGGAAGGAGGGCGCCAUGUUCGACGAGGACAACGAGAAGGCGUUCUACGAGUCCGAGGAGGAGAAGAAGGACCAGACGGAGGCGACGCCGUACACCAUGGAUCCAGAUCACAGGCUGCUGCUCAGGAACACCAAACCUCUGCUGCAGAGCAGGAACACGGCUGUGGUGAUGUCUGUCGCUCAGCUCUAUUGGCAUUUGGCUCCUAAGCAUGAAGUCAACAUCGUCACCAAGUCACUGGUUCGACUACUGAGAAGCCACAGAGAGGUGCAGUACAUUGUGCUCCAGAACAUCGCCACCAUGUCCAUUCAGAGGAAGGGGAUGUUCGAGCCCUUCAUGAAGAGCUUCUACGUGAGAUCUACAGAUGCCACACACAUCAAAACGCUGAAGUUGGAGAUCCUGACCAACCUCGCCAACGAAGCCAACAUCUCAACUAUUCUGAGGGAGUUUCAGACCUACGUAAAGAGCCAGGACAAGGCGUUCGCGGCGGCCACCAUUCAAGCCAUCGGCCGGUGUGCCACCGACAUCUCCGAGGUCACGGACACUUGUCUCAGCGGUCUGGUGCUGCUGCUUUCCAACCGGGACGAGACGGUGGUGGCCGAGAGCGUGGUGGUGAUCAAGAAGCUGCUCCAGACUCAGCCCACCCAGCACAGCGACAUCAUCAAACACAUGGCCAAGCUCUUCGACAACAUCUCGGUCUCCAUGGCCCGAGCCAGCAUCCUGUGGCUGAUGGGGGAGUACUGUGAGCGGGUGCCAAAAAUUGCGCCCGAUGUCCUCCGUAAGAUGGCGAAGACUUUCACGGCGGAGGAGGACAUCGUGAAGCUGCAGACGGUCAACCUGGCAGCCAAACUCUACCUCACCAACUCCAAGCAGACGAAGCUGCUGACCCAGUACAUCCUGAACCUCGGCAAAUACGACCAGAGCUACGACAUCAGAGACCGAACCCGCUUCGUCAGGCAGCUCAUCGUGCCCAACGAGAAGAGCGGCGCCCUCAACAAGUACGCCCGGCGCAUCCUGCUGGCCCCCAAACCGGCCCCGAUGCUGGAGUCUGCCUUCAAAGAUCGAGACCGCUUCCAACUGGGCACUCUCUCCCACAGCAUCAACAGUAAAGCCACUGGAUACCAGGAGCUCUCGGACUGGCCGGCGGUGGCUCCCGACCAGUCUGUGAGGAACGUGGAGGUCGUUGAGCCAGCGCAGGAGUCGGCACCGUUGGUCGGGAAGACCAAGAAACCCAAAUCAUCCGAUGCCAAGUUCUACUCGGACGACGAAGAGGAGAAAGAAGAGGAAGCGUCUGAGAGCGGUGGCAGUGAAGGCAGCAGCAGCAGCAGCAGUGAAGAGUCGAGCAGCGAGAGUGAGGAGCAAAGCAGUGACGAGUCGGACGAGACCUCCAGCGACUCCGGAAAGAGCUCCAGCGGCUCGGAGAAAAGCUCCAGCGAAUCCGAACCCGAACAGAAGAAGAAGACAAAGACCAAGAAGGCACCGCAGAAGAAGAGCAAGGCGGCGGCGGCUGCUUCCAGCGACUCGGAUGAGAACGGAAAUGGACCGGUGACCCGGGACAGCAGCUCGUCGGCCCAAAGCUCCUUCGGCUCGGAGACCGACUCCGAGGACGACUCCGAUUCAGACGCCCCCCCCCCGCCGCCGGCGCAGCAGAAGAAGAAGAAGAGUGACGUGAAGGCCAAACUUAAGGUGGAAGAGAAGUCCAAGAUGGAGGUCUCCUUACUGGAUCUAAAUGACUUUUCUCCUGCGCCCGCAAACGCACCGAAGCCUGCGGUCAUCUCUCCGUCGCUGCUGUCCGACCUCGAGGGCCUCUCCCUCUCCAACGUCUCCUCCACCGUGCAGGUCACCGCUCCAUCUUUCGGCCCCGUGAAAACCCACGAGCUGCUUCACCACAUGACUGGAAAAGGACUGUCGGCCAAGUACCACUUCCCCAGGCAGCCCUGUUUGUACCAGCCCAGUAUGGUGGCCGUACAGGUCAUACUGGCCAACAGCUCAGACCACAGCCUGGAGAAAAUCCACAUAGGGGACCGAAGCCCCGCGGGCCUGAACAUCCACUGCUUCAACACCAUCGAGCGGCUGGAGCCAGAGGCCUCGGUGACGGUUUCCAUGGGUAUUGACUUCAGCGACUCGACACAAGCGGCCAACUUCCAGUUGUGCACCAAGGAGGACCAGUUCAGUGUGUCCAUCCAGCCGGUGGUGGGAGAGCUGUUGAUGCCCAGUACCAUGAGCGAGCAGGACUUCAGCAAGGAGCAAGGUAAGCUCCUGGGCAUGAACGAGACCUCGGCAACCGUCGCCAUGGCAACAGCAAACACCUCCAGCCAGGCCGUCAGCAAGCAGGUCCUGUCGGUGGCCAACGUGGGAGUGGUGUCGUCCGGCCCGAACGACCUCCACAGGUUUGCCGGGCGAACGGUCAGCAGCGGAGCCCUGGUCCUGGUCUCGCUGGAGCUGAAGGAGUCCUCCGCCCUGCUCACCAUCAACACAGAGAAGAGCGUCAUGGCGUCCAUGUUGCUCCGAGACCUCAAACAAGCCCUCGCCCUGGCGUAGAGAUCCCUCCCUCCCUCCCUCCCUCCCCUUUAGUAAAGGUAAAGGGGAACCACACUUCAUCAAAAAGGUUUCACAUGUUUUUAUCUCUGUGGUUGAGGACAAUUCGGGCACUUUUAUCCGAAAAUACAGAAGUAGCGCUUGAAUGGAACUGGAAACAAUAAUUUUUUUAUGGUUUAUUUUGGAAAGGAUUGUCCUGAAUCACGGGGAUAACUUUGUGAAAGUCUUCAUAUAUAAAGUGUCGAAACCCCUUUUAAAAAACACACACACACAGAGGGCAUCAAAGAAUUGAUUUUUAACGCGUGACCUUCAUAAGUCGCUCCAUCCCAUCAUGUACAAACCGACUGGUACUCAGCGGGUACUAUUUACAUUUCAUGCCGUCUCAACAUUAUUAUGUGCAGACGGUUGUACCCACGUUUUUGGGUACAUCGCCGCUUCACUCACGAUUUCACCUUGAAGUUUAGACCUCGUUGCACGACGAACGCCAAACGAGCCUCCGACCCUGACGCAGUUCAAAAAAACACAUUUGUUAAAGUGCCUUCUACAUGAAAAUAAUGUUAUUUAGAAAACCAAAAGCUAUAUGUUAGACUUAAAUCAACAAGGUCUUUUUAUUUGUACCGUUUUGCCUGAACAAUAAAAAGUGAAUUUAUUAAAACG
This is a messenger RNA of Cyclopterus lumpus (lumpfish), 4660 nucleotides long. RefSeq names its product adaptor related protein complex 3 subunit beta 1a (gene ap3b1a). The coding region runs from base 659 to 4006 and encodes 1115 amino acids. The record is from RefSeq and is a predicted model, not a curated record. Lineage: Eukaryota; Metazoa; Chordata; Actinopteri; Perciformes; Cyclopteridae. Gene Ontology annotation, cellular component: membrane coat; clathrin adaptor complex; AP-3 adaptor complex. The transcript has 27 exons. Gene Ontology annotation, biological process: intracellular protein transport; anterograde synaptic vesicle transport; vesicle-mediated transport.